AAACCUGUCUCGUUUCAUCCCAAAAACAUUACUAAAAUAUUCGAAGUUCGUUUACACAACGAAGAAUCAUGGCAUCUGUUCCAAUCCAACCUCAUUUGAAUCAAUUAGUUCUAUCAGUGCUCGAAAAAUGCAGCCAUCUCAAUCAGCUCAAGCAGCUCCAAGGCUUUCUCAUUUCUCUCGGUCACUCACAAACCCAGUUCUACGCCUUCAAGCUCGUUCGCUUCUGUAACCUUACUCUUACUGAUUUAUGUUAUUCUCGCUUCAUUUUUGAUCAUCUAUCUUCCCCAAAUGUCUAUCUCUAUACUGCAAUGAUCACUGCUUAUGCCUCGGAGUCCGAUUCUAAAGCCGCGUUUCUUUUGUACCGUAAUAUGGUCCGCCGAGGAGAUCCUCUACCCAACCAUUUUAUUUAUCCCCAUGUACUGAAGUCGUGCCCUGAGCUUUUGGAGUCCAAUGGCACGAAAAUGGUUCAUACCCAGGUUCUGAAAUCUGGAUUUGGUGGAUACCCAGUUGUCCAAACGGCCAUUGUUGAUGCCUAUUCGAGAUUCCGUACGGAUAUUGGAAUUGCCCGACAGGUGUUCGACGAAAUGCUUGAGAGAAGUGUAGUGUCUUGGACGGCUAUGGUUUCGGGGUAUGCGAGGCUUGGGGACAUUGAUAAUGCAAUGGCUUUGUUUGAGAGUAUGCCUGAGAGGGAUAUCCCUGCUUGGAAUGCUCUUAUUGCUGGAUGUGCUCAAAAUGGAUUCUUCAGUGAAGCAAUUGGGUUGUUCAAAAGAAUGGUAUCAUUGGCUUUGGAGGGUAAUAAGGAGCGUGAAACCAAGCCGAAUAAGGUCACAGUUGCAUCUGCACUAUCCGCUUGUGGACAUACUGGUAUGCUUCAUCUUGGUAAGUGGAUUCAUGGUUAUGUUUUCAAAACUUAUCUUGGUCAAGAUUCAUUUAUCUCAAAUGCUCUGUUAGAUAUGUAUGGGAAAUGUGGCAAUUUGAAAGUUGCUAGGAGAGUUUUCGAUAUGAUUACUUUAAAAAGCUUGACAUCAUGGAAUUCCUUGAUAAAUUGUCUUGCACUCCAUGGUCAUAGUGGAAGUGCAAUUGAUUUGUUCCUAGAGUUAGUUCAAUGUGAGGAUGGCGUGAAGCCAGAUGGGGUUACUUUUGUGGGUGUGUUGAAUGCUUGUACUCAUGGAGGAUUAGUUGAAAAGGGUUACUCAUACUUCAAAAUGAUGAGGCAGGAUUACGACAUCGAGCCUCAGAUCGAACACUUUGGGUGCUUGAUCGACCUUCUGGGUCGUGCAGGGCGGUUUGAGGAAGCAAUGGAAGUUGUGAAGGGAAUGAAUAUUGAACCAGAUGAGGUUGUAUGGGGUUCUUUACUAAAUGGAUGCAAAAUCCAUGGCCGUCUAGAUUUAGCUGAAUACUCGGUUAAAAAGUUGAUCGAGAUGGAUCCAGAAAACGGCGGUUAUAGAAUUAUGCUAGCAAAUAUAUACGCCGAGCUUGAAAAUUGGGACGAGGUUCGUAGGGUUCGGAAACUUUUGAAGGAGCAAAAUGCUUACAAAAUACCAGGUUGCAGUUGGAUUGAGGUUGAUAAUCAGGUUUAUCAAUUCUAUUCUUUUGACAUGUCACAUCCCAAUGCAGAACAAAUAUACAAAACCUUAGAAAGUAUGAUCAUCUUUAUGUAAAAAGCAAGAGGAUAUUCAGCAUUCAUCAGGUGAGAAAGUCGAACCACGAGAGGAUCGGCAAGCUCUACCAAGCUCUUCUCCCCUUCCAUUGGCACCGUCUUCCAUUGACAACAGGUGCAAGACAGAGGGACGGUAGUUCGAGGCGAUUGAGCGAUAAGUUAGUAGGGAAGCUUUUUGGAGUUCUAUGAACAAAUCAAGGGCUAUGUGCUAGUUCUAUGGCGUUCAUGGGUGUAGAAGGAUAGCUAACCUAAAGGGUGGAGGUUCCCAUUUUGGGAAGAUUUUGUAUCAACACUUGUGAUGAGUUACAAAGAAGGUUACUGGCCAUAACCAUUGCCCCCAAGUAAGUUCAUUAUCAAUAAUCAUAGCUCGAGCUAUGCUUGUUAAAUUAUCGAUGAACUCAAAAGUUUAAGUUGAUGGGUUAUGAUAAAUUUAAUUAUAUCAAUA
This is a messenger RNA of Cucurbita pepo subsp. pepo (vegetable marrow), 2105 nucleotides long. Its product is annotated as Pentatricopeptide repeat (PPR) superfamily protein. Gene Ontology annotation, biological process: RNA modification. Lineage: Eukaryota; Viridiplantae; Streptophyta; Magnoliopsida; Cucurbitales; Cucurbitaceae. Gene Ontology annotation, molecular function: protein binding; RNA binding. The record is from RefSeq and is a predicted model, not a curated record.